Molecule: messenger RNA, 6671 nt
Organism: Microtus oregoni (creeping vole)
Lineage: Eukaryota; Metazoa; Chordata; Mammalia; Rodentia; Cricetidae
Gene: Krabd3
Product: KRAB-A domain containing 1
Exons: 18
Coding region: 151-3378 (1075 amino acids)
Biological process (GO): regulation of DNA-templated transcription
Source: RefSeq, a predicted model, not a curated record
CUCCCCGCACGGCCCGACCCCCCGGCCCCACCUCCUGUCGUGCGGAGCUGGACCGCUGUUCUCGAGGGUCUCGAGGGUCUCGGUGCAGCCUCCUACCGGAGCCGCGCCGGAAGCUGGGUGGGCCAGGGAGUUGCGAAGCUGAGUUCCGCCAUGGCGCUCCAGGUGCCCAUCAGCUUCAAGGACUUGGCCGUGCGGUUCUCUGAAGAAGAGUGGCGGCUCCUGCAAGAGGGGCAGCGGGAAUUCUACAGAGACGUGAUGCGGGAAAACUACGAGACGUUGGUGUCUGUGGGGACCUCUGAGCUGCUUCCUCUCUCUGCCUUCCUGUCACCCUCGGGGCCUGGAGGAGCCACAACAGAAGAGAGCCACCAUGAUAAGGGACAAGAACCCCCAGUGGAGCAUGGUUCCCAGGGAGGGCAGCCCCAGCAGAGUCUGCACCUCACCGCCCUAGUGCAGCUGGUAAAGGAGAUACCGGAGUUCCUGUUUGGAGAGGUGAAGGGUGCUGAGGACUACUCCGAGAGUGGGAGCACCAGUCUGGAAGGGGAUCGAACGACGCCUGAGGUAGCCGGAGCCGUGGACACUUACCCUCCCCGCAGCCUGCUCAGUUCUCUUUCGGAGAGCCCUGCAAGCCACCCCAGCCUGGCCGCCACACCCACAGGCAGCUCAUCUUCCAGCGGCCCUCCUGGAGACUGGGCACAAGAAAGCCCCCUACCUACCAUAGGAACUGCUGAUAACCCACUGUCUAUAGAGAAGGAAGGCUUAGGAGCCUCAGGAGAGCCUUCUGUUCAUCCCACUCAAAGCCUGGACCAGAGCAAGAGCCAUCGAAGACAGGAUAGAGACAGCACAGGAACAGGAACCGCUCCUGAGAACAGUCCCUUGCAAGGCCUCAUCAACUGUCUAAAGGAAAUCCUUGUGCCCGGGCCCCAGCACCGUGGGACAGCCCCAGACUUGCCACCUUCUCUCCCUGGCCUGAGUGUGUUGAAGCAGACCAGAGCUGAGGUGGAGCCAGGGAGCCUGCCCUGCCCGGUGAAGACGGAGCCAGUAUCUGGGGAUUGUCCCCUUCAAGGACUGCUGAACUGUCUGAAGGAAAUCCCAGAAGCUCCAGACAGGCGUCCCAGCCCCUCAGGAGCAGGGGACGUGCGACUGCAGGAGGAUCCAGGGAAAAGGAGUUCUGGAGGGAUGAGAUGCCCCCAGACUCCUCCUCUCCGCCGGAGUCAUGGAGCUGGACAUACGCUUGCCACGGUGAAAAUGGAAGAUAGGUGGGUUCAGAGUCCCCCAGCGCCAGCAUCCUGCCAGCUUAGCGGGCAAGGCCACAGUCCCUAUUUCACUGGAGAUACCAGAGAGGUCCGUGUACCCCGCUGGGGCCCCAUGACUCUCGCCAGCAGGGCCUCAAGCUCACCACUAGAAGCUCUAGAGGCCUGUCUAAAGGGCAUUCCUCCAGGUGGGUCAUCACCUCUUCAGCCGCUAGCCACCUCAUGGUCCAGAAGUCCCCAGCCAGGAGAUUCUGGAUCUCAGAGGCUUGAACUACAGCCACAAGGAUCCCACAGUGAAGAAGCUACGAGAGAGCCACUUCUACCUCUGAGCUUGCAGGGCUGCAUGAGAGAGGGACCUGGGAUUCAACCCUCUGGUUCCCAGGGUACCCCUACCAGCUUCUCCUCAGCCAGCAGCAGUGAUGGGGAUCUGGAUUUCAGGAGCCCCAGGAACAAUCUGGGGCAUCGACUUGGGAAAGGAUAUCCACCAGGAAACUCUCCACUCCAAGGCCUGGAGAACUGUCUGAGAGAGAUCCCAGUUCCCAGGCCACAGGCUGCCUGGCCUUGUUCCUUGACUGUAGACAGGGGGUUGAAGAGACCAGAGCCCAGGAACUGGACUGCAGACAGAGAAGGACCGAGGGGCGAGGCCUGUGAACCACCCCACCUCGGACAGGGUCGAGGAGAAGUACCCAACAGGAAUCUCCGUCUAGGCAGUCCACAGAUGACUGUCAGACCAGGAACGUGGCAAUGGCCAAAAGAUGAGACAGCCACCAUGCCCUCCCCCCUGCACUGCCUGGAGAGCUCUCUGAGGGGGAUCUUGCCCGUGAGACCCUUGCGUUUCACCUGCGUGACUGGCCCUGCCCCCAGUCCCAGCCCCUGCUCCAGCUCCAGCGUCAGCAGCUCCGAUGGAGAAGACCUAAGGCCAGAGCCUGCAUUCUGGCAGCCACCCCUCCAGAAGAGAGACCCCCUUCCCUCCAGUAAGGGUCCUGGCCCUCUGUGCCCUGUCUCUGGAGCAUCUCCAAGAGUCAACAACAGUAGUUGUCUUGCUGAAGACCCUGCGAGAACAGAGCCCAGGGACUGCAGCAGCCUCGGAAGGGCAGAAGGGACAGGAGUCAAGUCCCAGUCACCCAGAAGAGAAGGGACUGCAGAGUACACAUUCCAGCCUGGCCCUGUCAGCAGUGCUGAAGUUAAAGAAGAAGGAAAAAGAGGAGAGGCAACUACGUACCCAUGGCCUGCCCCUCAGCCAGAGGAAAGGCCUGAGCCCAAGGGUACUGAAGACCCCAAGGACCUGGAGCCUGGACAUGGGCAACCCAGCAGCACAGCCAGGACCCAAGGAAAGCUGCUUUCUGGGGACCCUCUGGAGCCACCUAGCAAGUCUCCCCUUCCCGCAACUGACUUGUCAACGUGGCCACCUACUUCUUCACAGCCACCAUGCCCCUGUGGCAGAUCCCUGCAGCAGGAGCUGCACAGCCUUGGUACUGCCCUUACGAACAAGCUGGACCAGCUUGCAGCAGCCUUGGCAGGCCUGACUCAGGAAGUGGCCACCAUGAGGACCCGGAUGGACCGGCUGGGAAGGCGCCCCCAGAGCCUUGGACCAAAAGGCCAGGCUUCUUGGCGGUUGGCCCUCUCCCGGAGACCUCGCUGGGCCAGCAGACUGGACCACAGACACCUACCCUACUGGAGGCAGAAGGGCCCCACCAAGCCCAGACCAAAGAUCCUGCGGGCCCAGACAGAAGGCUGCAAGGCUGGUGACCGCCCAGGACUCUCUAGAGAGAAGGGCAAUUUGGUGCCUCAACUGCCUCCAGAUGGUUCCUUGGUAGAAUCUUCCAGGCCCACCUGUAGCUCAUCCCAGCAGAUCGCAGUACCUGGAGGCCACACUGUGCUGACUGCACAUCCCCUUCUGGAACACACUGGUUGCCACCAGAAUCCCCUCUCCCCUUCAGUGCCUCCUGCCUUGGUCCCCCUUGUGGCCUCACCAGCAACCAGUACAGACACAGAACCUCAGGCCGCUAGAGUGGCAGCCAUCAGCAUUCCAAACCAGCACAAGGAACCUAACAGCCUGCUAGGGGGAGCCCUCAGCAAAGACCUCUGGGGAGGUGACCACAGGGAUCCAAGGUGGGGGGCCCAUUAACUGUGCCGUUCCUCUGCUGAGGCUUGUGAGGGUGCCUGGUGGGACCCUCUGGGGUACAGCCGUUGCAGGCUGCCUGUUUCCCAGGGGUUGUGUCUUCCUUACCGCUCAGCCAGCCCUCUCAGUGCUGCUGCAAGUCUGACCUUUGCCUCUGCUGUGUCAGGCUCCCAUGGCGUCUGCAUAAAGCCACUACAGAGGCGUUUCUCAGCCAUACCUCUGGCUUUCUUGGCUCAGGUUCAGUCAGCCAGUUGUUCUUCCUCCGUUAUCAGAGCCGUCUAGGUUUCCAGUGAGUGUCAUGCAUAUAGCAUAUGCACAGAGCCAGCUGCUCCUGAUCUCAAGGACACUGAAAGGCCAGCCUUUAUCUGUCUGGAGUGAAUACUUCACAGAUCUCAUUUAGGGAGAGGCUGGCCUGUGGUCUGAGCUGAAUUGAUCCACAUGGAUUCUAAAACUAAAUAUAUUAGCUGCUAAGAAAAGGCCAUUGGCUUCUAUGGAAGGGUGCUCAGAGGGGACAGCACUUAGGCAUGGUCUCCUGGAUUGUCACCAGUACAGUGAGAGUUAGGCAUGUUCCCUUCUUCUGUACCUACACCUCAAGAGAAGUGAGCAUGUGCUGUGAGGCUGGUGCAGCAUGCCACGGGGCUCCUGGGGAAGAGCAUGCACAUCUAUCGGUCUCCUAGGGCUGUGCACAGGUGUUACAGGCUUAGUCUGGGCAGCUGAAACCAGGGGUCCCAAAUCAAGGUCUUGUCAGGGUUGGUUCUCCAGAGGGCAUCUGGCUCUGCUGGGGGCUGUCUUCAUGCUCACAUGGCAUCUUCUCCAAAUGCCCUUUCUGCCACAACACAGAUGUUUCGGGUGGCACUCAUUCUCACUUGAAUUUAUUCCCCAAAGACUCUAAGGAGCAUCACCUUCUGAAGUGUCGGCGGGGUGCGCAGUAUGGUCAGCCUUUUGGCAUUAUGACAUGGUGUUGUCAUCUAGAAAGUUCACAUUCAAGAACCAGACAGUUGAGAUUAAAAAAAAUGUUUUAAAUAUGUUUACAAGUUUGUGUUAGAUUGCAUAUGUAGUAUUUAUUCCUUAGCUACAAGCAGGUUAGGAGUGUUGCGGGUUGGCCGUGCCUAUUAGGAUUAAGACUUCAGCAUAUAAACGAGGAGGAGGGCACCAUCUAGCUUAUAAUACAGCUGAGACCUGGGCCGGUCUCGGGCUUGGCCUGACUGCCUAGAUGCCAUUCCACCUGCUUCUGCCCUGAUGAGAUGGUUGGUUCUGCCACCGCUGCCCAUCCACAUUCACUCAGCUCACGUCCUUCGGAGCUGAUCUGAGUUCCUUUUAAACCUGAGGACGUUUCAGGAGAUGUGCUUGUCCACACGGGAGCUGGGAAGGUAGUGUGGCCUUGUCCAUGACAAUCAUAAGCAGUUUCUGGCUGCUCUGCCAGUGACUCUCGGUCUCUGGAGAUAUCCAGGAGUUGAGAGUCCCUUAGGCAGCCAUGCCUGGGACUUGGUGAGUAUGGUUUGCACAGAGAUUAAAGUAUGUUAGAGUGUGGUUCGUGGCCCGCGAGGGGGUCACAUCAGAUAUUAACGUUAUAGUUCAUAGCAGUAGCCAAAUAAUAGUUAUGAGAAGCAAAGAAAUAAUUUUAUGGUUGGGGUCACCACAGCAUGAGGAACUCUAUUAAAGGGUCACAGCAUUAGGAAGGUUCAGAACCACUGACCUAGGGACUAAGGCAAACCCCCAAAAAGUCCGCCUAGAGCGUAAAACAGAGUAUGCACAGGGUGUUGACAAGUCCAGCUCCCUGCUUGCAGGUUGGAGUAGAAGCAAAGGGCCGCAACCUCCACCUGUAAGGAAUGAGCAGCUGCAUCUCUGGGCUAGCGGGGCAAUGCUGGUGCCUCCAGUGCCAAUGGGCAGGGGUAAGACAGGUUCAGAGGGCAGAGAAGAAACAUUCACAUUCAAAAUCCUACUUGGGAGACUUGGGUGUUCUUAAAUUGAUAAGACAAAUUGGCACCUGGUGUGGGUGGCCCUGGCUAGGACAGGGAAGUCUGCCCUGCUUGAGUGACUCUUUUAAUUGUAAACAGGAGGCCGUGUUGUUCUGUGAAAGGGCUCCCCGUGAUACUCUCCCUGGCACAUCUGCCUUGCAGACAGCCAGCACGAGUGGACAAACAGCAAUGCGGGACUGAGUUGCUAGGGCCUGGCGUCUGCUGGGUGCUAAGUACCUCCCUUUGCUGUGCCUGCUCAGGAUGAGUGGUUCAGAUCCAGUCAGACAGUGACAUGGAACCAGCUGAAGUUGUGUGGUGGUUGCUACAGUCACACUCACUCCAGGCGGCCUCCAGGACUGUCGCUGCUGACUACCAGAAAGCCCUCUGUAUUCACUGAGAAUGGAUCAGCAGAGGCUUGUUCUGGACAGCCUGUUUAAAUGUGGUGCAGAUCUAGGGCCUGGUGUGGGGCCCAGAGAGGGUCUGCCCGUACUGUUCUGGGAAGUGACCCUAGGCCACACCUGGGAACUUCUCUCCUAUCACCCAAGGGGCAGAUGGAAGGCUGAAGGAGGUGGUCGCAGGGACAUCUGUGACUUCUACAGCACCAUGAGAGUCCUGAUUCCACCAAAGUAAUGUCACCCAUUGGUAAUAUGACUUAACUCUGGACUGGCUGGUCUCUGAUUCUACAUGUGGCUCCUACAAAUAGCACAAGGUUGCAAGGCUUUUCCCUCAUAAUCUACCUUGACAGUUUUGUUCUUGAAGGCCUUAGCCCAACUAGGUGACAUUGGCUACUGAUACAUUACACUUGAAUACACCUUUGUAGUUUGGGCUUUGUUCCACUUCAGAGUUUGGGGCUGAUUGGCUGGGUUUGGGUUUUGUUUUCCUUCUUUCCUUUUUUUUUUUUUUUUUUUUGAUUGGCUAUCCUGUAUUUUUGUUUUUAAUUUUUUUUUCAUACUACACUUCUCCCAAAUUUAUCCUUCCUAGAGACUAGAAGGUAAAACAUUUGGAUUCAUAAUCGUCUUUGGAAGAUUUCGGUAUUCUUUUCUCAAACUGAUAAGACAAAUUAGGAAAGAAGCCAAAAUUUUGAACAAGCUGAUUAACAAAAUUGACCCGAUUCAUGAAUGCAAGCACACUGCGCUGCAGAACUGCUGUUCCACAAGUGCACAGAACAGUACAGAAACUGACCUUACCAACUAAGCCAGAGCAAGUUUUAACAAAUUUAAAAGUAUUGAAAUUACAUAGAAUGUGUUCUCUGUCCACAAUUUACCUUCUUACUAGAGUCAAAAAGCAAAUUCUAGACAUUUGUACAUUCAAAAAGCAAUGGUUACUAUGAAAACCGAUGCA